GUCGUUAGCGAAAGCGACGCGGAGCAGCAGCGCGCCGCCACGCCAUUGAGCAACAGCGGCGCCCGCACUACAACUACCAGCACAAGUUUACCCAAUACGCGCUCAUGUCCGCUCAAGUUUUCCAUAGCGAAAAUUAUGGAGCCUGAUCAACGCGCCAAUAGCGCUGAGUGCGUCAACGCGCACGAGGACGAGGAUUCGGAGCGCUCAUGCAGCCCCAUCGAGGUCGCCAGCGAUGAGUGUGAGUCGGAGCAGCGCGUCGAGCUGCUACCGUCAACAGCUGGUCAGCAACAAUGCACCAACGCAAGCGCCAGCGAAAACUAUGAUUCCGCCUUUAAAAAGUAUGUGCCCUCCUCCGCUGCGGCCGCCGCUGCAGCAGCCGCUGCCACUACUGCUACCAAUGCCGCUGCCGUACAACAAUUUGUGAGCACACGUCAUCAGGAAUUGAUGUCGCAAUAUCCGUUGCUCUAUUAUGCGCCCAAUCAGCUGAUGUGCGCCGCCGCCGCCGCGCAAUAUGCUGCGCUCACUGCCGCACAACAGCAAACGCUGCUUGCCAAUACCGGCGCUGCAGCGCAUUUGAGCAGCUUUACCGCCUCGUUGAGCAGUUUUCACACGCAAUCGCUGCGUCGCAACCUUAGCGCUUCUGGUCAUCAUCUGGCCGCUGCCGCGGCAGCUGCUGCAGCAGCGCAGGCACAAGCGCACCAUGCACAUCAUCAGGCGCUUGCAAGCGCGCAUCCACAGUUGCAGCAGACGUUGGAGAAGCAUCAUCAGCAACAGCACAAGUUGAGGGAAGGUGGAGCCAGCGCGGGCGCUUGUCAUAGCAUGAAACGUAAGCAUAGCGCCGGAGUUGCAGCUGCCGCCUCGGCUGCCGCUUCCGCGAGUGCAGCUGCACAGCCAGCACCCGCAUUGCAUGAGCAUGGCUCUUCACGCGCAUCCUCGCCCACUUCACGCCACCUACGCUCGCCAUCCCCCAACUCGCUAGACGACAGCCCUGGCUCUGCGGCGGGCAAACAGAAGACAUUCUCCUGUCUGGAAUGCGGCAAAGUCUUCAACGCUCACUACAAUCUCACGCGUCACAUGCCAGUGCACACAGGCGCCCGCCCGUUUGUUUGCAAGGUGUGCGGCAAGGGUUUUCGGCAGGCAUCGACGCUGUGUCGCCACAAGAUUAUACACACCUCCGAGAAGCCGCACAAGUGCCAAACCUGCGGCAAGGCCUUCAACCGCUCCUCCACGCUGAACACGCACACCCGCAUUCAUGCUGGCUACAAACCAUUCGUGUGUGAGUACUGCGGCAAGGGUUUCCACCAGAAGGGCAACUAUAAGAACCACAAGCUGACGCAUAGCGGCGAAAAGGCUUACAAGUGCAACAUCUGCAACAAAGCCUUUCACCAAGUCUACAAUCUCACCUUUCACAUGCACACACACAACGACAAGAAGCCAUAUACGUGUAAGGUGUGCGCCAAAGGAUUUUGCCGCAACUUCGACUUGAAAAAGCAUAUGCGCAAGUUGCACGAAUUGGGCGGCAGCGACCUGCUCGACGAUGAUUCGCCGCCGAGCUUUGAACGCCGCCGCGAGUAUACGCGUCGUGAAUAUACGCGCCGCGAAGCUCAUCACAGCUACCACACACAUCUGCAGCACGGCAGCCAAUUGACGCCCGACUCAUCCGCUGGUAGCUUAUCGCCACCGAUCAACGUCACCACCCCACCGCUCUCCAGCGGCGGAGGUGGCUGCGGCGGUGAUGGCAGCAACUCCGCUUGGCAUACGCCACAAUAUCAGACGCUCACCAGCGCGCAGCAGUCUUCAGCUGUUGCAGCAGCGGCCACAGCUGGCUAUGCGCCGCAUCACUUGCUGCCGCAAAUGAGCAGCUCUUUUCGUGCAUCUGCUGAGUAUUCUGCCAGCUCGGCGUUCAUACAACUCGCCAAUGCCGCGUCGACUAGUGCAACGGCUGCUUUGGCCGCCAGCCCCAACAGCGCUGUGCAAAUGAUAUCCGCCCACCAGCAGCACCAGCAGCUCCACCACCAACAACAGCAUACGGCGGCUCACCAGCAACUCAAUCACCACCACCAGCAGCAUCAUCACAAUCCUAGUCACCAUCAUCCGCAUCAGCAUCACCAGCGUCUUUCGGCCGCAGCUGCCGUUUCAGCCAUGGAUCAGGUGCCCUUCAUAGCGAAAGUGUUUUGACAGCGCUACUAUGCGGACAGUUUGGCCACAACCGCAACAACACAGCAUGCCGCCAGCGCACUGAGUUCUUCCUCGAAGAGCAUACUCAUCGAUUGACUGCAGUUUGUAGCAGCCGCUGCGGCGGCGACAGCGACAGCAACAGUGACAUCGUCGUCAACGGACGCGACAGCUACUUCGAGUUUUGCUGCGACGAUGUCGUCGGAUAUGGAGGACGAAGAGGAAGCUGAGCUUCUUGUUGAUGCUGUCGACGAGGUGGUCCAGCUUGAUUUGACUCAUUCGCCUGUGGAGCAGUUCGAAGAGCAGCGCACAGCAUUGGGCACGGCCGUCGAGGCGCUCAAUCGUCUACUCUGAACUGUUGAUUGCGUCGCUGCGAGCCUGUGAAUCGGUGGUUUCCAAACGAGAAAAUGGUUUCAUGAUAGGGGCGCCAACGUCUCCUAACCUCCAACAUAUGAUCUCCGCUAGGGCAAAAGUGUGCAAUAUAGCGUUCGAAUGUGUGAAGCAAUGCGAAAAGAUAUGCGAAAAAUCUCGAUCGGAAAUUUCUUCAAAUUUUAAGCUUGCCUUUUUUCUUCAACUCUGAGCAAUAAAAAUUUAGUCUUUGAAAGAGCAAGUGUAAAUUUGCGCUAAGCAGGCGUUCGGGAGCAUAACUUGCGGACACUCUUCUGCGAAAACAAAGAUUUUUUAGCUCAAAAUUUCCACUUCAAAUUUCUGUUGUAAAUAUUAUUCUUUAAGAGAGAGCGUUAAAACAACAAAUGAAAGGGUAAAGAAUAGGUUUUCGUUAGUUAAGUGAAUGCACUAGUGUAUAUACAUAUAUAUUCGUAAGUAUAUGUUAUAUAUAUGUAUACAGGUAUCAAUACCUAAAUAAUACACCUUAUAAUAAAUGAUAUAAUAUAUAUAAGUACAUACAUAUGUACACUAGGGUGCACCUCCAAAAAAAAAUUGCGGUUUUUUCAUCAAAAUUGUAAAUUUUAUGAUGUGAAUUUUAAAACUUCCGCCAUAAUAUUGCGAUUUACGUGAGC
Messenger RNA from Rhagoletis zephyria (snowberry fruit fly), 3194 nucleotides. RefSeq names its product zinc finger protein with KRAB and SCAN domains 1-like. NCBI's taxonomy places the organism in Eukaryota, Metazoa, Arthropoda, Insecta, Diptera, Tephritidae. Gene Ontology annotation, cellular component: nucleus. Gene Ontology annotation, molecular function: RNA polymerase II cis-regulatory region sequence-specific DNA binding; DNA-binding transcription activator activity, RNA polymerase II-specific. The record is from RefSeq and is a predicted model, not a curated record. Gene Ontology annotation, biological process: regulation of transcription by RNA polymerase II.